Molecule: messenger RNA, 1173 nt
Organism: Closterium sp. NIES-65
Lineage: Eukaryota; Viridiplantae; Streptophyta; Zygnematophyceae; Desmidiales; Closteriaceae
Source: the annotation of a GenBank genome assembly
AUGAAGCGAGGGGAGGCGCGGCGGGUGGACAUGGCGUGCAACGUGGAGGAGGAGGAGGAGGAGGUGGCGGCGGAGGACGCCAUGCGCGAGCAGGAGGCGUGGGAGCGCUCCUACGCCAACGACCGCUCCUGGGAGCAGGCGGCGAGUGAGGUGGACAUGAAGCCAUCGCGCAUGGCAGCCAUGGCGCGCAGCAGCGAGGCAUUCGUUCUCAACUUCUUCGACAGCAACCCGCUCAGCCACCUCGCCCUGCUGCUGCUGCGAGACGGCGUGGCCUCGCAGCUGUCAGAGCUCACCUCGCCGCCAGACGCGCACAUCAAGACGCUGCACGCCAACCUCUCCGCCUCGAGCCCCGCCUCCCUGCAGAACGUGGUGGAGGCGGUGGCGCACGUGCCGGCGUACGGCCACCGCGAGCUGCUGCUGCUCUUCGCCGCGCUCGCCUCCACCGACCCCGGCGACAUCCUGCCCGCCAUCCGCCGAGCGCGCGCCGCCCACCUGCGCUGCUCCAUCAUUGGCGUGGGCGGCGCCGAGGUGCACAUCUGCCGCCAGAUCGCCGAGCAGACGGGCGGCCGCUACAGCGUUGCCAUGGAUGACGUGAGGCCCGUGGGCCUGUGGGGCUCAUCUGAGGGAGCUCUGCUGAGCCACGCGCCGCCUCCACCGGUGCAGGCAGGCAGUGCGGGCAGUGCAGCGAGUCUCGUGCGAAUGGGCUUCCCCCAGCGCGCCCCCGAGGGAGCAGCAGCGCUGUGCGCCUGCCACAUGCACCUCCGCCUCGCUGCCACCUAUGUGUGCCCCAGCUGCAAGCGAAGGCCCAAUUUCGCCCACCUCAUGCCACUUGCCUUCCUUCCCCCUCCCUCCCCUCUCCUCCUCCCUCCUCCCCUUCCCUCCCUCAAACCUCUCCCGCCACCCCCCAGCUCGCGGGUGUGUGCGCUGCCAGCGGAGUGCCCUGAGUGUGCGCUCACACUCGUGUCCUCGCCACACCUCGCCCGCUCCUACCACCACCUCUUCCCCGUGCCGCCCUUCUCCGAGGUCCCUCUGCCGUCUGCUCCUAAUCGACCUGCUGGGUCGUCAGCCCCUGCCGCCCCGCACAGCGACCUGCCACCCGCCUGCUUCAGCUGCACUGCCGCGCUGCCUUUCAUCGGUGAGCACUGCCUUUCCUCGCUGAGCAUGCGCUGGUAA